AGCCCUAAUUAUCCAAAUCAUUGUUCAGCUGCUCUUCAGUUUACACCACACUAUCUUUAAACAAACCUAUUCUAUGAUCCGAAGUAAAGAAAACACUCAUCUCUUCUCUUGUGACACAUUUAAUGAGAUGAUAGAAUGGCUUAAUUGUCUUCAAAUGGUGGCCUUCGGCGCUAAUCAUAGCUUUAAUAAUAUCAAUACAAUUCACUCCAAAAGCCAAUCCCUCGAUUCAAAUGCAAAUCAAUUUAACACUAAUAGCAGUCCUUUAAAUCAAAAUAAAUUAUCUGACGCUCAGAGCGAAGAAAAUCUAUUGUAUUCUUCUGUUGACGGACCCGAUGUGUAUCGAGUGAAACUCAUUGAUUCCGAGACAUCCAUUCGGUGCGGUCUUAGGAGUGGCUUUGAUUCAAACCUUACUUUAAUUGUCACGUCUGUGAAUAUAUCGCUGUCAGAAGAGGGGAAAGUGUUGUAUACGUGGCCGUAUCGGCACAUCCGGAGAUACGGCUGCACUAAAGAUGGUUUCUCGUUAGAGGCCGGACGCAAGUGUGCUUCUGGUGAGGGAUUGUUCUCUUUCAUCACAAAAGAUGGUAACUCUAUAUUCCAAGCGGUGGCCACUCAUGUCAAUAGUCUCAAGGCUUCCCGUCAUAUAACUGAUGAGCAAAUCACCGGAAUUAACACUUUGGGUGCCAUUAAUAUCAGCCCAAAACUUAAUUCUAAAGAAUAUGCAUUUUCUUCGAGUCAUUUCAAUAGUAAUAAUGAGUCCAAACCAUCACUCCCUUCGACAUCCCCUCCACUUUCAAUGAGCUUUUCAUCAAAAUUGAAUUAUUUCGCCACAAAUUCAUCACUACUUCCCUCCACUAAAAUUCCAGAGUCAGUAAAGCGUCAUUCAAUACAACCACCAAAAAGUCCUCAAAUAAUCGCAAAGCAAUCAUUAAAUCGGGUCACUUCGGUCUCCACCGCCAAUACUAUUGCGGGUCCGGGCAGUGACCCCAAACCCAAGGCCUCGCCUCCUGUUUCAAAGCCUCCGCGAAAGAGCAAAGAAAGCAAAACUGGCUCUGAAUCAGACGAACCAGUGUUUGCGUCUCGAGAAGAAGUGUUAAACACUCCGCCGAAUAUGAAUUUUAUAGAAACUUAUAGACCAUUGAAAGAUGAGCUCUUAUACGACGAACCCGCAGAUCUGAUAACCAAUACCGUCACCAAUCAAGAGGAACAGCAUAUGAAGAGUCCCUUCUGCCCGAGCCCUCCGCCCGUCAAUCAAACCGUUUCGAAGUUAACGUCUGUAUUGAAGAUGAUGUUCACCGGAAACGCUGCGAACCAAAUACAGACCAAAUAUAAAGACAACAAAGCAAAUAUGUCGGCGCGAAACAGCACUAGUAGUUCAACAAAUAAUAGUGGUUUGCCAUCGCCUGUCGGACAGACGGCUCCGCAAUCACUCGAUGCUCAAGAGGUUGCGUACAGUGAAGUCUCCGAUUUUGACAUCGAUGAUAAAAGCAUUAAAAACAAUAUAACCGCUGAUUCUAACCAUUACUCUAAAAUACUUAACGAUAGUCUGGAAGCGGAUGAUUGCGAACACGAAUACGCGAAUGUCAUUCAUCAGGAUUUAAAUAAUUUGAAUAAAAUA
Medioppia subpectinata is the source of this 1615-nucleotide messenger RNA. Lineage: Eukaryota; Metazoa; Arthropoda; Arachnida; Sarcoptiformes; Oppiidae. The record is from the annotation of a GenBank genome assembly.